Molecule: messenger RNA, 2360 nt
Organism: Vitis riparia (riverbank grape)
Lineage: Eukaryota; Viridiplantae; Streptophyta; Magnoliopsida; Vitales; Vitaceae
Product: succinate dehydrogenase [ubiquinone] flavoprotein subunit, mitochondrial
Exons: 16
Coding region: 127-2139 (670 amino acids)
Biological process (GO): tricarboxylic acid cycle; mitochondrial electron transport, succinate to ubiquinone
Molecular function (GO): flavin adenine dinucleotide binding; succinate dehydrogenase (quinone) activity; electron transfer activity
Source: RefSeq, a predicted model, not a curated record
UUAAUAUUUUCUCGAUCGCUGUUCAUAUAUCAAGCCUUCUGUGAUCUUCCAUCCUCUCACUCAGAGUCUCAGUCUCCCGGAUAUAAGCCACAGCCAGCGAGAGAGAGAUACACACAGACGAUAGAGAUGUGGCGGUGCGUUUCUCGUGGCCUUCGCUUCCGUUCUUCGGAUUCGAAGCGAUCCCUCACCAGCGAAUAUCUGAAACCUCACAUUUCCAGAUUCUUCUCUACUGAAUCGACUGGGGGAGGAUCCUCAGGCACUAGCGAGGCAGAGAUUAAAGCUGCCAUAGGAGAACUAUCUAAACAUGGGGUUGAUACUGCUGGCAUUACUGAGCUUUACCGAUCCUCAUACAGCUCUUCAUAUACUAUUGUCGAUCAUACAUAUGAUGCAGUUGUUGUAGGAGCUGGUGGGGCAGGGCUUAGAGCUGCCAUAGGACUAUCUGAGCAUGGGUUCAACACUGCUUGCAUUACAAAGCUUUUCCCAACUCGGUCACACACAGUUGCAGCUCAGGGUGGUAUAAAUGCUGCAUUAGGAAACAUGACCGAAGAUGACUGGAGAUGGCACAUGUAUGACACUGUCAAGGGAAGUGACUGGUUAGGUGACCAGGAUGCUAUUCAGUACAUGUGUAGGGAGGCACCAAAAGCAGUGAUAGAGCUUGAGAACUAUGGUUUACCCUUUUCUCGAACUGAAGAUGGGAGAAUAUAUCAACGUGCAUUUGGUGGUCAAAGCCUGAACUUUGGAAAAGGUGGACAGGCAUAUCGUUGUGCAUGUGCUGCCGAUCGAACUGGGCAUGCUCUGUUGCAUACUCUAUAUGGCCAGGCUAUGAAACAUAAUACACAAUUUUUUGUAGAGUACUUUGCAUUGGAUCUUUUAAUGGAUAAUGAUGGUACAUGCCAAGGUGUAAUUGCAUUAAAUAUGGAGGAUGGGACAUUACAUAGGUUCCAAGCUGCUUCAACAAUUCUAGCCACAGGGGGCUAUGGUAGAACAUACUUCUCUGCAACCUCGGCCCAUACAUGCACUGGUGAUGGUAAUGCCAUGGUUGCACGUGCUGGGCUCCCUCUUCAGGAUCUCGAAUUUGUGCAGUUUCACCCAACAGGUAUAUAUGGUGCUGGGUGCCUUAUUACUGAAGGAUCCCGUGGUGAAGGUGGUAUCCUGAGGAAUAGUGAAGGUGAACGGUUUAUGGAACGAUAUGCCCCUACAGCGAAGGAUCUUGCAUCAAGAGAUGUUGUUUCAAGAUCUAUGACAAUGGAAAUCCGAGAAGGUCGUGGUGUAGGACCUCUGAAAGACCAUAUCUAUCUCCACUUGAACCACUUACCUCCAGAAGUUCUGAAGGAACGGCUUCCUGGUAUCUCUGAAACUGCUGCCAUUUUUGCUGGAGUAGAUGUUACAAAGGAGCCCAUCCCUGUUUUACCCACUGUUCACUAUAACAUGGGAGGAAUUCCCACAAAUUACCAUGGAGAGGUAUUAACAAUUAAAGGCAAUGAUCCCGAUGCAGUAGUUCCUGGACUAAUGGCUGCUGGUGAGGCUGCCUGUGCAUCAGUCCAUGGUGCCAAUCGCCUUGGUGCAAAUUCUCUUCUUGACAUUGUUGUUUUUGGUCGGGCUUGUGCAAAUAGGGUUUCAGAGAUCCAUAAACCAGGGGAAAAACAAAAACCUUUGGAAAAGGAUGCUGGGGAAAAGACAAUUGCAUGGCUGGACAAACUAAGGAAUUCAAAUGGCUCAAUUCCGACCUCAAAAAUCCGUUUAAAUAUGCAGCGAGUAAUGCAAAAUAAUGCUGCUGUCUUCCGCACACAAGAAACAUUAGAGGAAGGUUGUAAGUUGAUUGACAAAGCAUGGGAGAGCUUUCAUGAUGUACAGUUGAAGGAUAGGAGUCUGAUAUGGAACUCUGACUUGUCAGAGACCAUAGAGUUGGAAAAUCUUUUGAUAAACGCAUGUAUCACCAUGCAUUCUGCCGAGGCCAGGAAAGAGAGCAGAGGAGCGCAUGCCCGUGAAGAUUUUACGAAAAGAGAUGAUGAGAACUGGAUAAGGCACACUUUGGGAUAUUGGGAAAAUGAGAAGGUUCGGCUAGAUUACAGGCCAGUUCACAUGAACCCAUUAGACGAUGAGAUUGAGUCGAUCCCACCUAAAGCACGCGUAUAUUGAAAUGUUUGCUCUUUUUGAGAAAAUGUGAAAAGUCAAGACUGCAAUAAAUUAUAUGGGUGCACAUUGACAAUAAUUGUGGCAUUCAUCAGUGUUAAAAACUGAUACACUUUGAAGCACCUGUGAAAUCUAGGAAUCGGAAGCUGGUUUUGGAUUUGCAUUAGUGAAUAAUGAUUCUUAACCCUUGUCAGUUUGAUGAUUAUAUUUUAUGUCUGAAUGUUUAA